AUAAAUAUCAAUCCUACCUAUGCUGGUAUAGUGUUAAAAAAUAAAAAUGGAUAUCGUUACAUCACUAUAUUUGUUUAUAAUUGAAGUAAGCUCAGGAUUUAGCUCCCGCAGUAAUGAUUAGAUGUAAAAACAGCAAAGAACGUUAUUGGAAACCGAAGACAAGGAAACGUCAAAUUACUAUAAAAUUGUUUCCGGGACGUAAAAAUUUUGAAUAUACAUUCGAUGUAAUGUACAAUAAAUUGCAUAUUGAGAAUAUAUUUUUCGGAAAUCAUAUCACGUUAUAUGAUUGAAAUCAUAAAAGUGUUCUAUGGACGUAUUGGAAGCAUAAUUUGUGAAACACGAAAUGGGGAAAAGUUAAAUUUUCACAUAUUAAUCGGAAUGAGGAAAAAAGACAGCGUAUAUUAUUUACUGCUGAUUAAAUCAUUUAUUUUCUUCCGUUAACACGCGUAAACAUGUUUAACUUUAUUGUCAAUAAACAUGUCACGAUUUGACGUGUUACGUGCAUCGUGCAUGACAUUUGAAUAUGGCACAAUAAUAAACACCGCUGACUUCACCCAUCAAAGGUCAAAUCUUCAAGGAUCAUUAUUACUUAUUAUUAUACCAGCAGUGUAAACGGUCGUUGUUGAAAGAUUAUAUCAAUGGACGAGUACGAAAAAGAAUUGAACACGUUAGAAAACAACUGCUGAAACUGAUGGAAAAUUAAAGAAAUAUCGUGACACCUGCUGCGUUCAUUUGUAUAGCAUGGAGUUGCGUGUUGGGUCUUCAAAGACCGGCGCCGAGAUACUCGCAGCAAUACAUGCCGGAUACUUCUUUUACAUGCCGCAACAAAAUAGUCGGCAGCUACUACGCAGAUCCGGAAACUGAUUGCCAGUUGUUCCACGUCUGUGUUUCCGUGGCUGGCAGCAUUCAAGACUACAAAUUCCUGUGUCCAAACGACACAGCCUUCGAUCAGGAGAGUCAAACCUGUGCGGAUUGGUACGACGUCGAUUGUGAAGCAGCGACCCUGUACUACGCGAGUGACAAUUUCGACCUCUACCGAUUAGGUUCGGGUCUGGAGUCGCUUCACUACGACAGUAUUCGUAGUGACGCCGAGCCCCAAGACCACCUUCAACGCAGCGAGACGAGCGACCCGGUGCGUUCGUCCUCGAACAGCCUGAAUCGAGCGUCACAAAGCGCUUACAACGCGAACGACAACGGCAACAGCCGUGACAUUUUGCGCGGUAGCAGCAGCAUCAAUUUUUACAACAGUCGGAACGGUGGAAAGGACGAGGAUUACGAGAACGAGCCAGUUCAAGAGCCGAAGAAGAAGAGCGGCGUGAGAAAAAUCGCUCGUAAGCAACAGCCGACGAGCAGCAACGGAAAUUUCGGAAACAAUUACGCUUCUUCGAGCACAGUAGCUCCGAUAGUUGCGAGUAGUCCGACGUCGAGCAACUACAACGGUAACUACUACAACAAUUUCAGUAGACAACGAACCAACUCUUUCCCGUCUUCGACGAUCCCGAGUUCCGCCGCUCCUGCUGACAAUUUCAGCGCUAGGAAUCAAAACAACCAGAAAUACAACGCGCCAACAUCGACCUACAGGCCAUCCACCGCUCAACAAACUUACAGCACCUAUCACUCGCCAAGCACAACCUCAAGGCCCACGACGUAUAACAAUUUCAAUAACAACAACAACAACAACAACAACAACAACAACGCUUAUAACGGGAACAAGAACCAACAGCAAACGAGCAACAGUUACGGCCAAAGUAUCGUAACGAGCCCGAAGCCAACGACUUACAGCCAAAAUUAUCCCAGCACUACCGUAACCACGCAAAAAACGACGAGCUACAAUCAGAAUUACAACGAUCAACCAAAUUAUAACACCCAAUAUUCUCAAUUCGGACAAAACACCCGUACCCAAUCUACCACCGUUCAACCGAGCACGAAUUAUCAAUCGAGUGACUACACCAACUACCAGAGAAAUUAUAACAACAUACAACGUUCAACGAGCUCGGCCAAUAACUUCCCUACAACGAUUUCACCAACAACGUUUCAGGACGCUUACAACACUAAUCAAGGAAACGGUUACGUUCCAACGACAUACAGACCACAAAUAAACAACAAAGCUUCAACCAACGAUAACAGUGCACAAUACAACAGUCAAGCCGCCAGGUCCACUCAAUACUUCGACGCUACACGAUCCACGAAAAAAUAUUCCAACGAUCAAUUCGCCGGAGCGCCGCGAGGUGGCGACCGGUACAAUCCUCAAGCAACGGCCAAUGACAACGGACAGUACAAUUCGCAACCCUCGAAAUCAACACAGUAUUAUGACUCGACAAGGGCGCCUAAGAAAGCGACUCAGUACAAUGCUAAUUAUGACAUCACCAACAAUGGAAAAUAUUAUGAAACGAGUACCGCUAAUUACGAUAUUGUCAGAUCACAAGCUGGUAUUGGAUUUAGCCCGUCAAGCAUAAAUCAUCUUGCUGAAACACCUAGAACGACCACACCCGUACCAAAGAGAACCGGUGGUCCGACGACUUACAGUCCUCAGAGUUUCAAUAACAACAAUCAGAAACAAGCCCAAACAACAGCGAGAAUAAGUACGACGUACGUGAGUGGUCCAGCGCGACCAUUCUCGACGACGGUAAGAACGAACGAGCCGACGACAGCGAAACCAAAAUCCGGAAUAAAAAAGAACGAUUACGACUACGCCUACUACGACAACGUCGGUGGUUUCGAAUACGAAGGUCUUGAGCUCGAACACGUUGUUGCUGGCAACAAAGAGUCUUCAAAAAUAGCGAGAACUUAGAUAAUAUACUUCAAUACAUAUACUGGAUAUUUCUCUAGAUUAAGCUCUACGAGGAACGAGAGCUUUUGGGAAAGAAAGUGUAAACGAAAGAAAAGUGUUUAUCGCUAUUGACCUGAUGGUAAAGUGCACGUUGUUGCUCCUCUGUCUUUUUUUUUUCGAACGGCCAGUAAAUAAGCCACUCUAAUUGGUCUUUGAUCACGGUGAAACGAUGUUCUGUUUCGAAGACGAAUUUUUGUGGAUAGACAAGAAUGUUACUCGAUAAGAGUUUCAGUCCAAAUCGUGCAUAGGAUUUUUUUUCAAUUAUUCACAAGCCUGCGGACGAUAUUCACACCCAUAGAAUGUGUGACAAGUUUUCGUUUUGGCCCGAAGGGAUUCAUCAACUUUUUUUAUUGUACUAUCAGCACACUUUUUGUUUUUAUUUGUUUUUUUUUUUUUUUUUUUUCAUCGUAUCAGUUUACAUUCAUAAAUUUCGCUAAUUUGUCAGUAUUGUAGAGUAGAGUAGACACAAGAAAAAACUUGUUUCGAUAUUGCGUAAUCUUGAUCGCGGUAGAACGAAGACUUUGAAGACAUGUGCGCCCCUGCUAAUAGAAAAAUUUCUUAUUCUAUGUCGCCGAAGCAGCGUGAAGCGGAAGAACCACUUACCAUGUAUGUUCAAAUCUUAUCUCGAAAAUUGUAUUCUAAAUAUUUGUACUGAGUGUAUAUACAAAAUAUUAUAUGUUAUGAAUAUUUUAAUUAAGAAAAAAUACGUGCGUAAUUUUUUUGUUUUUUUUCAUUUUUAUAUUAUCGAAGCAUAAAUACACUGGGACUGAAGGGAUGUAUUGAAAUAGAUAUGAUCAAAUUUUCUUGCACGCGCAAAUAAUAUAAAAAUGAUUUCACAUCCCGGAUGAGGGUAACAUCAAGAGACUCGGUAGAGUCUCGGGACAAAUACAUUGACAGCCCUGUCGUCUGCUGGCCUGAGGCUCUCACCGAGACUACGAGACUACACCUUUUCUGAAUUAAAUGAUUCGCGGUGGUGGGGGUAAAAUCGGAAUGCCAUUUCGUUUGUUUACAAAGCUCCUGAGUCGUAAAAGGCUUUGAAAAUUGAACUCGAGACUAAUUAAGAAAUUAUCUUUUGAAUUAGCCCAAAAUCAGCAUGAUACGUGGUAUAAUGGCUGAGUAAAAACUUUGCACGGAUUUAAGAUUAUGCAAAACUUACUAACACAUUUAUGGACUUGAUGUGUCUGUACACGCGUACUGAACGCUACAGAGACAUAGACGACUUCUGGCCCUCAUGAUCACCGAUUCCCGGUGGGAGAAUUCUUGUAGUUUGUAAUGUUAAAAUAAGGAAAUAGUGUAGAUGAGAAUUUAAGUGUGUAAAUGUUGUUGAUAUGUUCUGGGUAUAAAAAAAAAUGAUUGAGCAUUGUUUUUAAUGUUGGAAAGCAACAUUUUGGGGUUUUUUUUAUCAUGUUUUGGUUUCAAGGCGUAUUAUUCCGAAUCACAAAUAAAUACUUGGCCUCCCAUUGAUGUCAUAAAUUUUGCUACUGCAAUAAAAUAUAAUGCUUAUGACUUUUUUUUUAAUCAUAAAGUUGUUGGAUCACUGGAAUAACUCUAAGUGGUAUUUUGCUCCGGUGGAAAUAGUUCAUUUUCCGGUUUGAAUUUCUAAUUCAUUCCGUCGAAAUCAAUAUUCCGAAUUACCAAUAAAUUCUUAGUCUUGAAUUGA
Venturia canescens is the source of this 4490-nucleotide messenger RNA. RefSeq names its product GATA zinc finger domain-containing protein 14-like. The transcript is spliced from 5 exons. The record is from RefSeq and is a predicted model, not a curated record. Gene Ontology annotation, molecular function: chitin binding. Gene Ontology annotation, cellular component: extracellular region. Bases 797 to 2791 code for a protein of 664 amino acids. Lineage: Eukaryota; Metazoa; Arthropoda; Insecta; Hymenoptera; Ichneumonidae.